GCAGGCGAGGGUGCCUGGUUCUUCGCCAUGGGCAACGUCCUGGCUGCCAGCUCCCCGGCACCCCCUUCUGCGGUGCCGGGGCCAGGCUCUGGCUUGGUCUCGGUGCCGCCCGGCUUUGCCAUGCCCCCCGUCAGCGGGCUAGUUCCCCCACCGCAAGAACGUGCUGCAGAAGAGAAAGGUGACCAGCUUCCCAACCCAGGCACAUUUGAGGAGUGUCAUCGCAAAUGCAAAGAAUUAUUCCCUAACCAGAUGGAGGGUGUGAAACUGACUGUGAACAAAGGCCUCAGCAAUCACUUCCAGGUCAAUCACACGGUAGCGCUCAGUACGGUUGGCGACUCCAAUUACCAUUUCGGGGUGACGUACGUUGGUAGAAAGCAGCUGAGCCCCACAGAGGCUUUCCCGGUGCUUAUGGGUGAUAUGGACAACAGCGGCAGCCUGAAUGCACAGAUUAUCCACCAGUUCACCAAAAAAAUUAGCUCCAAGGUGGCCUUUCAGACGCAGCAGUCAAAAUUCGUGAACUGGCAAGUGGACAGUGAAUACCGAGGCGCGGACUUUACUGCAGCCGUCACGCUAGGGAAUCCUGACAUUUUGGUGGGCUCAGGGAUCGUGGUGGCACAUUAUCUGCAGAGUAUCACGCCGUGUCUGGCGCUGGGUGGGGAGUUGGUGUACCACCGUCGCCCAGGAGAGGAGGGAACACUCAUGUCUCUUGCUGGGAAAUACACAGCACCUAACUGGAUCGGGACCCUGACAAUAGGACAAACAGGAGCACACGCCACGUAUUACCAUAAAGCCAGCGACCAGCUGCAGGUGGGAGUGGAAUUCGAAGCCAAUACUCGCAUGCAGGACACAAGUGUGACGCUCGGCUACCAGCUAGAUCUGCCGAAAGCCAACCUGCUCUUCAGAGGCUCCGUCAACAGCAACUGGAUUGUGGGGGCGGCGCUGGAGAAGAAGCUCCUCCCCCUGCCCCUCACGCUGGCCAUGGGGGCCUUCCUCAACCACCGCAAGAACAAAUUCCAGUGUGGUUUCGGCCUUACCAUCGGUUAAGCCCAACCCACCCCCCCUUCACUCUCUGUCUCCCCCCUGCCAGUUCAGCUCACCUCACUUUCCACCCACAUCCUUGUUUGGCCAGCGGUGGCCUCCCUAG
Messenger RNA from Eublepharis macularius, 1144 nucleotides. It is a transcript of the gene TOMM40, whose product is annotated as translocase of outer mitochondrial membrane 40. Gene Ontology annotation, molecular function: transmembrane protein transporter activity. Gene Ontology annotation, cellular component: mitochondrial outer membrane translocase complex; mitochondrial outer membrane. Gene Ontology annotation, biological process: protein import into mitochondrial matrix. The record is from RefSeq and is a predicted model, not a curated record. Lineage: Eukaryota; Metazoa; Chordata; Lepidosauria; Squamata; Eublepharidae. The transcript has 10 exons. Bases 28 to 1044 code for a protein of 338 amino acids.